Molecule: messenger RNA, 10144 nt
Organism: Lymnaea stagnalis (great pond snail)
Lineage: Eukaryota; Metazoa; Mollusca; Gastropoda; Lymnaeidae
Source: the annotation of a GenBank genome assembly
CACCUGACCUACCAAUGGUGGCCUGAUAAACCAGGUUAGGAAUUAAUUUAGUUCUAUUUAUGUAUUUUACAAGUCAUUCUGAAUCCAGGCUCAUUUUAAUUAUAUUUUAAUAAAGACAUGGACUGCCAAAGAUAGUAAAUUAUUUUGAUAUUUUUUACUGUGUUCAUGUACUUGAUUCAUUAUCAUUCAUUCAGACCAGGAAUCGGUGUUCUUCACUAGCUUCACUACUCUUCACGUCUUCACACUCAUUAGACUUGGUACUUAAAAAUUUUAACAUUUGAACUGAAAAAAGAUUUGAACCAAUUUCCGUUCGAUCAAAUUUUCAUCUAUCAAUUUUCUGUCAACAAAAUUUCUUUCGAUCAAAUUUCCGGAUACGGAGUUUGAUGCAUUACGGCUACACGACUACGCCCCGACUACGGCAUGGACCAGUUGAUUAGUCUAAUCAUUAGUCAUUAGUGUGUUAAAGUUUAAUUUUAACUAGUGAAGUGUCUCUUUUUUUUAAAUAUUAUUAAUUGGUUACAAAUAUGUAUUUAUUUUUUAUGUGCUGAAAAUAAAUAUGUACAAUUACAGUGUAAUCAAAAAAAUUACGUUAGUUUUAAUCAAUAAUAAAGAAUCUUAUCUUAUCUUAAUAAUACACAAUGAUCACAAUGGCGAGAUUAAUCACAUAUUUUUAUUAAUUUAAUGAAUUUAAUUUUUUGUUAAAAUUAAUAUUUCAUAAUAGUAAUAGUAUUAAUUCAUAGCAUGAUGCCAUGAUUAAUUAUGAUAUUUCAAAGCUAGGCUGGCUAUUUUUUGCUUGUCUGACAGUCUAAUAAUCUUUAAAAAUGGACUUUUCUGUCUGGAGUAGUUUGGAUUUUUGGUGGAAAAUGUAAUAAAGUGUAUAAAAAUGUAAUCAAUGAAACUAAAUUUGGUUUUCAUUAUUUUAUUUUAAAGUAUUAUUUAUGUUUUUUCAUUUUUACAAUUUUUAUACCACAAUGAGUAACUGUAACACACAUGUUUUAGGUGAUGGAAUGUAGUGACAGCAUGUUGUUGACACUUCUUGCUACAUAGCAAUAUAGAGGGAUACAAUAAUGUUGCUACGUUUGCCAUAGAUAGACAAAAUGUAUCACUAAUUAUUUUUUUUUGCAAUUUAAACCAUACUAUUAAUAUUUUCAAAUAUUUUACUGUAACGGAUAGUGUAAAUUUAACUUAGAAAUUUUUUGGAGAAAGACCUGUUGCCAUCAUUUAUUUGGAAAGCAUCACCCUGCAGUUGAUUUGGGGUUAGCGGUAAGUCCGGCGAUGUGUUGCACGGUAUAUAGGUCACGGAGGUUCCCCCGAUCAACUUCUGUCUACAGCGCCAUAUUCGAAAGAUUUGGAUAUUUAUGUUUGUGUUCACUCAAUGCAAGUUUUUGUUUUCUUAAUUCAUAUUUUGAAAUUAGGUGGAGGGCACUCCCCAGAUUCAGAUGAUUUCUUUGUUUCUUAUUUUGGUAUUUAAAGUGGGGGAAGGGUCUCCCAAUUUGAGUCUUGGGGUAUCAGCAUGGAUGUGUUUUUUUUCCCAUUUCUUUUGAAACAUCUAAGUUCAAUUUUACUACAAAUUAAUGGAAAAUUUCAUUAUAAUAUAUCUCAUAUUAACCGUAUCAAACGUCAGAUUUAGUUUAUGACACCAGUAAUGCUCACUAAAGAAUAGAAAAGUUAUCACACCCUCAUCGUUCAGGUCCUACAGUUUGUCUAUUCACCCUAAUCCAGUGUUGUGAUUUCCCAAAGUGACGUCACUCCGCUUAGUGUGAGACAAAUCUAGGCUAAAACCCAUACCGUUAACCCAAAAUUUAACCAUUACUCCUAUUAAUAGCAAUCGUAUACAUUCUUGAGGAAUCUAACUUUGCGGUAAGAAAAUAUUUAUAGGAAUUAAAGAAAACCAAACUUGGUCCAACAAAAUAAGUUUUGUUGAUCCAAAAAAAAUGGAAAUUUGUUUUAUUACAUUCCACAUGAUUUUUUUCAGUCUUGAAACCUUCGUCAAAGUUUUUGUUGUUCCCUAAAAUUAUUCUGUAGCAUGGCGUUCAGUGAGUCAUUGUAUGGUGAGAAUAACUGUUCGGUUCUUGUGUGUACUUUGGUAUUUUGAAGAGUUUUGGCAUUUCUGUUAGAAUGGCAUUAUUAGCUUUUUUCAAAGAUCAUGUAUAAUCAUAGUAUCUGUAGGUGUCUUGACUGUGGGUUGUUAAUAUGAUCCCUUUGUUUACAACAUGGCAAAUGUGAAUAUGUGUGGGGUUAUGCCUAUGAUGUCCAAAAAUUCAAUUUAAACGCUGUUAAAAAGACAAGUUUAUCAGUUCAAAACAGACUUAAGGCAUUUUCUACUCCUUGAUCCUUGAUUGUCUAAAGAAAACAUUUUAAAAACCUACUAAAUUAUUACAAAGGCUGAAAAAUUAAGCACAUAUGCAAUAGAGUCACCUUCAGUGUGGCGCCCCGGGAAUUGAUACAUCUGAUACAAAUAAUUAGAGAUUCUAAAAUCCAAUAUAAUAUUUAGUUUUAAUGAAUAACUUGUCUUACUUUAAACCAGUGGUUCUCAAACUUUUUCCCUUCGCUCCAUAAACUUAUCCUAACCAUACACCCCCUCCAUUUUUCUCACCCCCACAGUCUUACGGUCUUUAUAAACUUUCCUGUUAAAACAAUGGUUGUCAAUCAGUUGCUUUACUGCCAUAACAAUGUUUCACAGAGUCAACAGUGUUUUCUUGUUAAGUUUAAACUAUGUUUUACUAAAAACUUUAUUCAUUCAACUGAAAAUAUUUUUCUUUAGACUCCAUCAUUCACAUGCUUGUUUUCCAAAUACAUCUUUGGCCUAAUACAUAAAGUUAUGUUGGAUAUUUGGCUUGUUAAAUUAUGUUUCUGGUAAAUAUGUUCACAAGUAAUGAAGAUUUCCAUAAGACUUUGACAUGGGGGCUAGUAAAAGAGGCAUCGUUCCUUGACAACGUCAAAUAAGAAGUGUUGCAUGUAAUCUAAAAGUAAAAGAUUCAAAGAGUAUGUUUGGUAAUCCUACCCAGCUAUUGUGCACUUGUUUAUUUAUUUAAUCUUUACAGUGGUGGCAAUCUGGGUAUACCAACCUAGUGCUUUGGAAAUAUAUUUUUCUCCAAUUUUCUCAGAAUUUUAAAAAACACUCUUAAACUUUUCGCUCACAGAUACAACUUUAAAUCCAAAAAAACAAUAGAAUGGAACAAGACAGCUUAGUAGCAAAAGCCAUAAAAGGAUAUGAUGAUAUGUAUAAAAAUGCAGGUAAGUGGGAUCAUAAUACAAGUUAAAGAAGCAAAAUGAAAUUGAUUCCAUUUCUUCUUCUUCUUCUAUAUAUUAAGGGCCCAUGAUCAAUUUGUUGUUCAUUUUGACUCCUAUGCAUGUAGAGGGGAUUUGCAAUGUUUCUGUGAAUGGUGUUAAUGAGGAUAUUUCACUGGUUGCACAACCAUUUGUUGUGACGUCACAAAUACUACUAGUUAUAACAGCACUUGGGAAGAAAGUCAAGAUAUUUGUCAAGAGAGUGUUGUGUUUUGGUAAAAUUCUUUGUCAAAGGGAUAUUUUUAAAAGAAAAAAAAAUGGUUUUAAAAAUGUCUAAUCACCCUCAGCAUAGAACUCUUUUUAUAUUUAAAAUAAGGAAACUUAUAGCAGGCUGCGCUGUAAUAUAUACGUUAUAACACAUUGUUAAUCAGUGUUAAACUAUGGACGUCUUAAGUACUUAAAUGCCUGAUUAUGCAACAUAUAUUUCAGAUCCACGUGUUCAGAACUGGUUUAUGAUGAGCACUCCCAUACCAAGUCUACUCAUCUGCUUAGGCUACUUUGUCUUCGUCUGGGUUUCACCAUCAAUUAUGAAAAACCGUAAGCCAUUUGAAUUGAGGAACCUGUUGGUGGUUUAUAACUUAGCUAUGGUUGCCUUAUCAACAUACACUUUUUAUGAGGUAAAUGGCGUCAUUAUAUACCAAUCUUAAAGCAUUUUAUAAAUAUAAUUUAUAUUGUAAUUUUUCAGUUCAUAUGCUACUUAAUCCUGCUCAAAAUGAAAAUUAUUCCCAUGGCUUAACUAAUUUAAAUUGCUACAUUGCUAGGCCUUCCUGUUUCCAAUGGCAACAUUAUUGUCUGAUGUUUGCCCCAGAGUCACCCCCAGCUUUGAAUAAAUAGUCAACUUGGUGUGGGUUUAAAAAAUGUUAGUCUAAACGAAAAGCUUACAGUUGCUCUGCAGCUACCUGAAAAAAAUCUAGAAAGACACUAAAUUUUUAAAAAGUUCUAUUAAAAGUUAGUAAAAAAAGUUGUUGGUAACUGUGCAUAUGAUAACUAUAGAUUCACCUAUUAGUAUUAGUGGUAGAUUUUUUUUUUUACCAAGUGCUAUGUUCCACCUUUAGAUGUUGGUGUUUGUCUAUUUCCUCAGUUUUUAAUGAGUGGAUGGCUGGCAGGUUACAGUCUAGGAUGUCAGCCGGUGGAUUACUCAGACUCACCACAAGCUCUCAGAGUACGCAACAUUUAUGCAUUACAUAAAAAAUAUAGUGUUACUUAGUCAUAAAUUUUAAUGUUUUAUUUUCUUAUAUGUUAGUCUAAAUUAUGAUAAAUUCAUAUAUUGUUUUAUGACUCUGGAUUAUAUAGCUUGUCUUUUUAAUUUUUUAACUCAAUAAAAUUUAUUAGCUUUUUUUUUUCUCUUCAGAUGGCCAGAGUCUGCUGGUUGUUCUAUAUUUCCAAGUUCAUAGAAUUAUUUGAUACGGUGAGUCAAUGAUUAUUAGCGCAAGCAUUUUUUCCAGGCCCAAGUUUUUCUGAAGUAGUAUAAGAUUAAAGAUUGCUGUACCGUAUCUAAGAUCCAUUGGCUCAAGACAGUGGUGGAAAGAUGAAAGGUAACAGUAUUGUUAUUUGUAAUUUUAUGUGAAACACCCUAAUAUGUUAUUCAUAUUUCCUUCAGAUCUUCUUUAUUCUGAGGAAAAAGUUCAAUCAAGUUUCUUUUCUUCAUGUAUUUCAUCAUGGUAUCAUGCCCAUCUCAUGGUGGUUUGGAGUGAAAUUUGUCCCAGGUAUGGAAUACAUUUAAUGCCAAGAACUCAAAUUUAGUUUGGUUGUUUAUUCGACAAAUGUAAUUCAUAUUAUUUCAUCUUUGAAUAGUAUAAUGAGCUAUAAACUCAAGGCUGUGGCCUAUAGAAAAACUAACCUUUAUUCCCCAUGCUACCUACUAACUUUUUAUCCCAUCACCACUGACUCCAGUUCUCCAACCAGUAUCUUUUUAUCCCAUCACCACUGACUCCAGUUCUCCAACCAGUUUUUACACAUUUAAGUUUAAACAUUCAUGACCCCACCACCUCCAGUCAUAAUACAACAUGACAACAUAGGAGGACAAUCCUGUCGCAACGUUCAGUCGAUACACAUGACAACAAUAAUCGUCAGUCCCUCAUGCUUUCACAACUACUGUAAAAAUCAUUUUAUAAAAUAAAUUAUCGUGGGGGCCCUAUUCACUAUUACAUUAUUCUUUAAAAAUAAUAAUUUAAAAAACCUUUAGCUUAACUUUUAGAUUGAAGACGAAUGUCUUAGCAGACAAACCAAAUCGCUGAUCUCACAACUGGUGGAUUUAUUGUUUGUUUUACAAAAUAGAGUUUGGCAGUGUCACUAGUAUUUCAUAAUCUGUAUCACCAUCUCGAAUGAAAGGCAGAGAUCCAUAUGUGAUUGCUUAGUAGCAGAAGAACAGAGCAGAGAUUGGUAGAGAAUAUUAAUCUUAAAUGGUUAAAUGUGAGUUAGCCUGGGAAGAUCCGUCACUUCUGAGUUGAUCACUUAACCAAACCUUUACAAUUAAGUGAAAUAUAUUUAUUUGACUCUGCUUGUUUCAGGAGGAUUUGGUACAUUCCAUUCGCUGCUGAAUUCCUUCAUUCAUUUAGUCAUGUACACAUAUUACGGUUUGUCUGCCUUGGGACCAACUUUCCAGAAAUACUUGUGGUGGAAAAAGUACAUGACAAGCAUGCAAAUGGUGAGUGUUUCAAGCAAUGCUUCUUCUCUCACAAAUAAUAAUAGCCGUCUCAAUGACAAAAUUUCAAAUAAAAUAAUAAAUUCAUUUUCAAAACUAUUCGUCUUUAUGACGCUAUGGGAUGUUACGUGCGUUGACCUAGUCCUGUUUAAACUAAUUUUGACAUAAUCUUUCUAAUACAGGAGUAAAUUACCCCAAGUGGGGUAAAAACUAAAAUCUUGGGUUAAACAGACCUUACAAAAUUAUAUAAAAAGUGCUUCCUUGUUAGGAUUUCUGUCAUUGUUCUGCUUAACCAGUAUCAGGCCAGUGUAAUAGACAAUGGAUCAAACUUGUGGUUAGUAAUGGUUCGGCAGCUACCAUAACCGCACAUAUUGUUUUUUUAUAUCCCUUUUUGGUCCAGUUACAUAUUGUCUAACUAAACUCUGAAAUAUUUCAUGGUUUUAUACAUUUAUUUUAUCGCAUUUAUUGUAUAUUUUUUUACAUAUAUAUAAUUUUAUUCUCAUUAUAAAUAUAUUUGACAAAACAUUUCGAAUGCAAAACUGUUGUCUUCCUCUUCAAAUGGAGUGGGUAAUGUCAGCCAAACAUAUUAUGGGCUAAUAGAUAAAAAAAAUAAAAAUUUCCAGACAUCUACUCUAAUAGAACUAACCAAAUGGACAUAACUCCGUUAAGAAAUUAAAUGAUAUUUAUUUUUUAAAAAUAAGAGUUAUUAAAAAAAUUUCAGAGAAUAUCUUUUCAAUUAUAAUAUCUAGAGUUGACUAUCUGUGCAUUUUCACAAGUCCUUGGGCAUCAACAUUAUUACAGUCGCCCAUAGGCAGUAAUAUCUAAGCAUAAGAUGAUCAAUGUUACUGUACUAUCAAUUUCAAUAGAUUCUAAAUUGAUUUGUUUGUUUGAUAAUCUAAAACUACUAGUCUAAUGAGCAGGGAAACUCAUGCUGAACUUUGAACUCUAGUAUUGCAAGUCUUGUGAUCUUCUAGUGAGCAGGGAAACUCAUGCUGAACUUUGAACUCUAGCAUUCUAGUAACUUUAUAUUGAAAUAGAUAAAAGCCUAUGGAUUUCUUUAAAAAGAGUAACAUUCUUGUCAGAGCAGUAGUAAAUAUUUACAGAUAAAUGUAUGGUAGUUAGGUUGCCAGACCAAACAUCAUAAAGGGUUUUUCCCGCCCCCUUGCUUAGUAGGUGGGCAUGUUUGGGAAUCAGGUUUGGAAGGAUUCACACAUGCCGCCGACCCGACGUAUCCGUUCCACACCACAAUCUCAAAAAUGUACACACCUCAAGUCCAUGUUCGCCCCCUCCCCCCCAAACUAAAAUGUUUUUAACAAUCCUAUUUAUGUCAAUUAUUAUAAAUAAAGUAUCAGAUUUAAUCUGUUUACCGGUCAUGAUAAUGAAAAGGACGCUGAAUUUUGUAUAUAUUUUGUUGUUGGUCAAUCUUAAGAGCCUGAUAGCAGUAACGGAUUGUAAGAUUGCCUUGAAAUCUUAUUGUAAGAUUGCCUUGAAAUCUUAUUGUAAGAUUGCCUUGAAAUCUUAUUGUAAGAUUGCCUUGAAAUAUUAUUGUAAGAUUGCCUUGAAAUCUUAUUGUAAGAUUGCCUUGAAAUCUUAUUGUAAGAUUGCCUUGAAAUCUUAUUUUUUGAUACUGAGAAAUCAGGCAGCAAAUCUUAGUUUCUCAUCUUUUUAAUUAUCAUGUUAAAGUUAAAUGUCUCCGACCUCUUUGUGAAUAAUUAAUUUUUAUCUAUUUUACAUUGCUCCUUAAUGUUUUUUUGUUUUUUCAGAUCCAGUUUGUGGCCGUCACCAUUCACUCUUGCCAGUUAUUAUUCAUGGAAUGCAACUACCCAAUAUUCUUUGUGUAUUGGAUCGGCUUCUAUGCUGUUAUAUUUCUGAUUAUGUUUGCAAACUUCUAUGUCCAGGCUUAUCUCAAGCCAAAGGAAAAUGGAGUCAGCUCACAAAAACACAGGAAUGGAUCCAUAGAAGGACACAAAACCAAGUCUAGUUAAAUUGUGUGUGCAAAUUCUGAAUAAACAACAUGGAUACUUUGUCAUAAUUAUUUUCAAAUAUUACUAAAGAAUACAUAGCAGGUUUGGCUCAUUAUAUUAUUUUUCUAGAGAACCAUGUUGCCGCGUCGUUGUUGAAACCAAUUUAAUCAAACUUGAUCUGGUUUUUUUUUUUUUUGUUUUUUUUACCGUUGUGUACAAUGUCAUUGAAAGCUGUGAUAAAAAGAUUUGUAUGAGAAUAUCAAACGUUUGGAUGUCAUGUGGGCUGUGGAAUGUGAAGGCAAUAAUCAAAUGAUCACAUCACACAGUUAUUACUACUCAUCCUGUCAUCAUGGAGAGAUUGUUACUCAUCCUGAUAAAACAAGAACUGAUCAAUGAUGUCACAAAAUUAUUUCUGCCUAUAGGUUAGACAAAGUUUUUUAGACUGGCCGUUGGUCAGAAAUGAUGAUUUGGAUCUAAAAAUUGCCUCAUUUAUUAUAUACAUAUGUUCAGCUGCUAACUUUAAUUGUCUACACUAAACAUAGGCUAGCACAUUGCUACUCAAAGUGGUGGUCCACUAACACAUAAGCUAGCACAGCGCUACUCAAAGUGGUGGUGGUCCACCAAACAACAGCCUUGGGUCAUCAGAAAAAUGCAAAAUAUUUCAGAGAAAGAUUUUUUUUAAAUCACCUCAAUAAAAUUGUUCUCUGUUGCGUUUUGACUAAUUCCUGCUUGGGCCCCUGAAGUUUGAGAAUCACUGUGCUAGCAGGCACUUAAAGGAUGUCACUGUAAUUCAUGAUUUUUAUAUAAUUUUUUUUCCUCUUGAAUAUGUUGCACUGAGUUUUCCCCAGAUUUCUUUUCUUUCAUAGAAUUAUUAGAAUUACCAUUUUGUUGCUAAUUUUUCUUUUAUCUGCAAUUUAUUGUGUGCACCAAUCAACUCCAAGGCAAAGCCUGUAUAACAUGAUUGUAUGUACCAGUAAAUAUAGGGUUGAUUGAAACCAUAAGUGUUUGCAAAGUCAAUAGCAAUUUCUGUUAAACUUCUAUUGCUGUCAGCCAAAAAAAAAUAUUUUUUUAAAAAAUGUUUAUUUCAACACAAAAAAUGUUGGCAGCCAGACCAGUUGUGCCAAUAUCACUUGCAAAGUUGUGCCAAUAUCACUUGCAAAGUUGUGCCAAUAUCACUUGCAAAGUUGUGCCAAUGGCAUUUCCAAAAACCACAGCAUCAUUUUGUAUAAUCCACCUCGACAUUGUACUUAUUCGGAUGACUACUUUUGAAGAGAUUUCAACUGUUUUAAAUGGCAUCAAAAACAAAAUCACUAUAUUUACAGUUUGCUACCAUCUAUUAUUUGUAAUUGUCUUAUCAACCCCUGGAUAUCUUAAUGUACAACUUAAAGAAUACAACUAUGUGCGGAUUUUAUUUUUUUUUAAAGAUUUAUUUUGAGCACGAGUUUUUUUAUUGUUGACAAACUAAGCUGUUACUGCCGUCUCUUGCCGUCUGUUUUUAGUAACUGCAAAAUUCUUGCUGGUAACCUUUUGAGUAAGAUGUUGUGGCUUUUUUAAAAUGUUUACAUCCAUGUUGUCAGCCUUAUAUUUCCCUGUCACUUAUUGCAGCCUGAUGUGUUAAAACUGCCAACUAAGUCAUUGGGUUUUUUUAAUUAUUUUUUUACAUUACGGUAUACACUAUUUUUAACAACAGCUUUAUCUUUUAAGCUAGUCCUAUUGCAUACACAUUGUAAUAAAUAUUGUAUAAAAUAGAAUCUGUACGCUGCAUGAAAAAAUAUUCACAUAAUUUAUAACAAGAUAGAUUCAGUGAAUUGACAACAGUAAUAUGAUUAUAAAAAUGUGUAGGUAUUUAGUGCAUUUUGUACUUGUAAUAAGUUGGUAAAAAAAAUUGUAUGUGCUUGGUCAACUUUAUCAUCAAAUAAGAUUUCAGUAUUAAAUAUUUUCCUUUUCGUAUCGCAUGAAAAAUGCCAUCCAAAAUUAGUUGUACCUUUUAUAUAUAAACGUAUCUCAUUUUAAAAUUAAGGGCAAUAGGACAUCAUGAACAUCUGGUCACAUCAAUGAACACAUGAUCACAUCAAUAAGCAUCUGGCCACAUGAACAUCUGGUCUCAUCAUGAACAUCUGGUCUCAGCAUGAACAUCUGAUUGCAUCAGGACUAUCUAUACACUGCCCUUAUAACAUAAUUUUUUUUUUUAAUUUAGUUUUCAGUGUGCUUUUUUAGUUCUUUUUAUAAAUGGUUUGCAUAGUCU